AUGGCUUUCUGCGUGUCAAAGGUUAGAACCGAGUCCGCUGCCCGUUUAGGAAUAUUGUUCGUGGCACACGAACGCGUACUUACCGGACACGUGUUUCCAAAUGCCAUUCAAAGGGUCCCGCAACGAGAUAACUGGAUAGUGUCGGAUUAUUUGUCAAAUAUUAGGGGGCACACCAACUUGCUGACCGUCAGGCUUGAUCGGACUGUUAUAGUGUUAUACGGCCGCGGCCUGUUCAUACGGCCACAGUGCCCCAGUGUUUGUGUGUUUGUAUUUCGGCUGAAGUGUCCGCCGAGUCAAUGGGACACAGUGUUCUCGCCCAAGUCAAGACGCCAGGUGGCGGGCGCAGGAGGCGAGGAUAAAGGACCCGACGAGCGAGACGAGGGAAAAUUGCACGAGUGCCGUGCAAAAGGUUACGGCAACGGUUCUGUUGACGUUGUUAAAAUAGGACGUCGAUAUUAUUUAAUGGAUCGGACGAGGAAAGCAGAAACAUGUCGGGAUCGAAACCACGUCCGUGGGAUCGCGUUCCCAAUCUGACGUGAUCGGGGCCGACGCGUCGCGACGCUUGUAUUCCCCUUAAGCGGCCGAAAGUGAUGGGGAGGACCGGCCAAAAAGAAGGAUGUGAAUGCAACACGUGCUUCGGAUCGGUGGUGGGGGGAUUCGUGUCCCGGCUGAAAAGCUUUUAAAAGUUCAACGGAACGAAAGGAGACAAAGAAUCCGACCCGAAAGCUCUGCCGAUUCGGCCGCCGGCGGACAGAUGGCACUG
Messenger RNA from Aethina tumida (small hive beetle), 763 nucleotides. RefSeq lists its product as uncharacterized. Lineage: Eukaryota; Metazoa; Arthropoda; Insecta; Coleoptera; Nitidulidae. The record is from RefSeq and is a predicted model, not a curated record. The coding region runs from base 1 to 534 and encodes 177 amino acids. The transcript has 5 exons.